ACGUAUCUUGGAUCUUUAAGGUGUCUUGUUUGAAAGACUUUAUAGGCCCAUUCUGUUAUGAUGAAUAACGCAGCUGUCGUAUUGAAGAAAAAAGCCGUAAAAGAAGAAUAAUUUAUUUAGAGUGUCGAACAUACUCAGACGAGACUGAACAUUAUGUUGGUAAUUCUGAAAAAAUACGGACAAUCGCGGAGUCUAAUAUUUCUGGCAGCUCUUUUGUCAGUGCUACUUAUAACAUACACAUCACGGAACGUAUCAAGUUUGUUUUAUCAAAGUUACAAUAUCGCCAACCGAUUCAGUUUAAAUAAUAAUAUUGUGGAGGAUGUCUUACUGUCGAGCUCCAAGCCUCCGCCAGGACGCACUAUAUUCUUUAUCGAGACAAGUUGUCAUCGUUCAGAUUCCCAGUACAAUUUGAGUAAUAUAAAGGCGCAUCAGGCCUGUCCUAUUGAAUCUGCCGCCUUGCAUAAUCCAAAUAUGCAAGUUUUUCUUCUGAUUGCCUGCCCCACCCAUCGUACCAAAUCAAUGCCCAUCGUCGAUGCCCUUCUAAGCUACAAGAAUGUCCAGUUUCGGGAAUUAAAUCUAGAGCGGUAUGCACAGGACACGCCUGUCGCAGACUGGAUCACGAACGGCAAGCUAUUUAGCUCAAGAUUUCUGAUGUAUCACCUAUCCGACCUACUACGUUUAAUAACCCUUUAUCGCUUUGGCGGCGUCUACCUGGACAUGGACGUACUGAGUUUGCGAACCUUGGAGGAUGUGCCACUAAAUUAUGCGGGUCGCGAGUCAAUAAAUAGCAUUGGCAAUAGUGUUAUAAGUUUGGAGCCCAAUGGCUUUGGCCAUCAGCUUGGCGAGUUAUUUCUGCAGAACUUCCAGGAGAACUAUAACAGCGGCGCGUGGGCCCAUAAUGGGCCAAUGGUCAUAGUGCGUGUCCUGAGGGAGUUGUGUGGAACUCAAAAUAUUACCCUCAUGGUGAAUAAUCGCGAACGCUGUCACGGCUUUCAGGUGUUCAAUGUAAGCGAUAUUUACGAGAUUCCAUGGACGCAGUGGACUCUGUUUUUCGAGCCGAAGCACGCGAAUCUAACGCUGGAACGCACCAAGGACUCGCGUAUGGUGCAUGUUUGGAAUCACUUAGUAACAAAAUGGCCCCUUAAGAUUGAUUCAAAGGCAGCUUAUAUGCAUUGGGCGGCGCAGCAUUGUCCCAGAGUCUUUGCGGCUACAGGAGAGCUAUUUUAUUAAUUCAGAAAAUAUUGCUCACGUUUUGAGAAUAUUUAUUAUGUAUACAUUAUUAGCUGAUUCGAGGUCCGGGCUUAAUUAAUUAAAAUAAAAAGGUGAAAAUAAAUUUGUUGUAAUAUAU
This is a messenger RNA of Drosophila montana, 1348 nucleotides long. Its product is annotated as lactosylceramide 4-alpha-galactosyltransferase-like. The record is from RefSeq and is a predicted model, not a curated record. The coding region runs from base 154 to 1230 and encodes 358 amino acids. NCBI's taxonomy places the organism in Eukaryota, Metazoa, Arthropoda, Insecta, Diptera, Drosophilidae. Gene Ontology annotation, molecular function: alpha-1,4-N-acetylgalactosaminyltransferase activity. Gene Ontology annotation, biological process: glycosphingolipid biosynthetic process. The transcript has 2 exons.